This is a messenger RNA of Glarea lozoyensis ATCC 20868, 471 nucleotides long. Its product is annotated as Prefoldin. Gene Ontology annotation, cellular component: cytoplasm; prefoldin complex. NCBI's taxonomy places the organism in Eukaryota, Fungi, Ascomycota, Leotiomycetes, Helotiales, Helotiaceae. Bases 1 to 471 code for a protein of 156 amino acids. The transcript is spliced from 5 exons. Gene Ontology annotation, biological process: protein folding; regulation of DNA-templated transcription. The record is from RefSeq and is a predicted model, not a curated record.
AUGUCUUCCCCCAAAGGCCAAGGAGUCGACAUAACAGCCCUCUCCCUCCAACAACUCUCCCAAGUAAAGAAACAAUUCGAAGACGAGCUCACCCACCUCACGAAUUCCUUCUCACAACUACGCGCCGCGCAAGCGAGAUUCAAGGAGUGUCUAAGGAGUAUCAGUCAGGGUGCUGGUGCUAAGGCUGAAGGAAAGGAAAUACUGGUGCCGCUUACGGCGUCGUUGUAUGUACCGGGCACGUUAAAGGAUGCGGACAAUGUGAUUGUGGAUGUGGGGACUGGGUUUUACGUUGAGAAGAGUACCAAAGACGCGAAUAAGUUCUAUAAUGGCAAAGUGGAUGAGCUAGCGACAAAUCUCAAAGCUUUGGAGAAGAUUAUAUCAGAAAAAACUGAUGGUUUACGACUUAUAGAAGAUGUAUUACGGCAAAAAGUCAUGGCGCAGAAUGCUGCUGCUGCAAAUGCUACAUCAUGA